AGAUUUGCAAUGAAUUGCCUAGAUUAAAUGAUAUGAAAUAUAAAUUAAAUAAUUCUUGGAGGCAGCAAAUUUGUGCAGUGCUAGCCUUAGUAAUUAAGCCAAUUACUGUAAAUGUGUGUGUUACAGACAAUGAUCGUAAUACUCGCAAUUAUUACUCUUGUGAACCCCGUGGCAUCCCUCAUUGGAUAUGACUGCGGAGGACGACACCUAAAUAUAACUACAAUAUCAUUGCUUGACGUCAGUGAAUGUGAUUUAAAAAUCAAGACUCCAAAUACAACGGGAGUGUACAUUCAGUUGCUCCAGUUGUCAGUGUAUAACUACGCCGAGGUGUUCCAGUGCAAGGUGGAAAUCUCGCGUACCGUCUACUAUUGUGGGAUGCAUUCUCACAUUUCUGCAGUCCAGAACGGCAGAGCUGACUACCUACACGAAGUUGGAUAUGACCAAUGCAUGAGGAUGAUCCAGGAUGGCACCCUCUCACUAGGACCUAACAACUACAUAACAGGCCUGAGAGUUAAUCAGACGACUACAAGAAGCAUUACUCUUGCAGGCAGCACCAAUAACGAAGGAGGCUGUGAAACAACAUAUUAUUCGGACCAGUUUGGAACUUGGCCCAAUGUCAUAGCACAAGGAGUAGUAAAAAUCACUCUCCGAACCUCCUACGUUCCAGUUCACCUAGAAUCCGGAAGAAUAAUACUAAAAUCCGGUACAGUCUGUCAACUGAAGGACGGAUUUUGUAUCGACUCAGACGAUGGAUAUUCAUAUUGGAAAGUUGCUCCGGCAUCGCCCUGCGACUUUCACCAGUAUGAUGUACUUUACGAAGGACAAGCAACGAAACUACAGGAGGAUCCAAAUGACCCAUAUUCUCCUGUAAUCUACAGCCUCAUCACUCAGGACAUUACGUUUGCACUCACCAAAACUCGUGAGUUUCCUCUGUGCGGAUACGUCUUGUUUCGCACAGAACACCCAAAACUUUUCGUACUUGAAACAAAAAGGGGAGACGCUCCCUCCAUUCGAAAGCAAAUCCCCAUGCAAAAUCUUGACAUUUUCGCAUAUGUGAACUCCAAGUUCGUAUAUGUGGAAAAACAUAUCAAACAACAGAUGAUUUCCUUGUAUCACAACGUGAUGCAACAAAAGUGCGAACUUGAAAGACAAGUAAUAACCAAUGCUCUGUCUUUCGCAACGCUACAACCUGACGAGUUCGCAUACCGAUUAAUGAAAGGACCAGGAUAUAUGGCUGUCACCGCAGGAGAGGCCAUAUUCGUUAUCAAAUGUAUACCAAUCGAAGCCACAGUACGCCGACCCAAGGAAUGCUUCACCGAACUUCCUGUGACUGUGCGCAAUUCCAGUAUGUUUCUAACACCGAAAUCCAGGAUACUUACUAAAGUUGGAAACCAAAGAGAGUGUAAUCAUGAAAUGCCUACUCUCUAUCGUAUUGAAGACACCUGGGUGCAGCUGUCGCCAGACCCACAAGUCCGACAGACGUCACCUCAACAACUUAAACCUAUGGCCCAGCUAACUUGGAGAUAUCUAACGCCUGGACCACUUGCUGUUAGCGGAAUUUAUUCUGAAAAGGACAUUGAACGAUUAAGGGAACACAUUAUGUUUCCUGCUGAGAAGCCAGCUGUGCUUAACUCUAUCGCUAGAGGAUUGACCGGACAUUCAUUUGACCCAAAUGCUGUCUCAUUGUACAACAUGUUGGACGAAAACGCUCUAAAUAAAAUUGCCGAGUCCGCAGCCUCUAAGGUCUGGAAGGGAUUUGUCUCUUUCGGAUCAGCCACAGCCGGAUUGUUUGGAAUAUUCUUAAUCGUACGAUUGAUUAAGAUUAUCAUUGACACAACUAUUCAUGGAUACGCCCUACAUACUGUCUAUGGAUGCAGUAUGCACUUGCUUGGAGCCUUAUGGAGUUCCAUCACACACCUGCUUCUCCAUUUGGCCAGAGGACCCAUUGACAAGGACAAGGAACGACAUCUUGAUGACCAGGACACAACACCCAAGCUGACGAAUACGAGCAAGGAUCACCAGAUCACCAUCAGCAGCCCUACCUGCCCAGUCGAGGAACAACCUCAUCUCAGCGAAUCACCGAUUAUUGUAACUACCCCAUCUACUUAUACUUACCUUGAUUUAAAUCAAAGAUUGGAUGAGGUUAGUCAAAUUCCUCGAUUGCAACGGAAUUUGACUUAAAAAAAGGGGGAGGUGUGACGUCCCGUCAUUUUUUCUUAUUUUUCAUUAUUUUUCAAAUUUUUUGACGCAAAACUAUUUUAAAUGCUGUAAAGACACAUUUAACAAAAUUAAAAUGAAAUCAAGUAAACUUUAAUGUCAACGAAUUUAAACCUCAAUCCUGAAAGAUUUAAAUCAAUCUCAAUAAGACAUUUAAGGUGUAAACCACCUUCUCACGGUAGCAAGCCAGAACUAACUGACCAAACCGUGACAAACAAUAUUGACGUCAUGUUAAAUAAUUGCAGCAAUCCUCUGAUUGCCUGAUUAAACAAUUCUCACAUGAUAAUUAAAAGAAUAAUUCGGUAAUAACCUUACCGAACUAACGAAAUAAAGAUUAUUGACGUCACUAUUGUAUAAUAAUAACAAGCGCCUAAAAACAAAUAUUCAUAUAUAAUCCUAUAUAAUAUUUUUAUAUAAUCAAAUAUCACUAAAUAUUCUAUUCUCUAAUAUAUAAUCUCAUAUUAGCCACCGCUAUAUUUGGAUGGCUACAGUAAUUUUUAUUAAUCGUUUAUUCUCAUAAUUAAUCUGAUUAAUCCCGUAUAACUAAUUGCGUUUAAAAGUUUCGUAAACAAGUAAUCUAACGUUAAGCAAGUUCAAAAGAAUCUGCUUGCAGCCUGGAUAUAAUUAUUUACAGUCAUAGAAUAUUAUACUUUUACAAAGGUAAGGAUAAUGCCUUUUAUCCUUCCCCGAUUCCCAACCCCGACAUUCUACAACACUAAAACAACACAUUCAUUUUUAACAUUACAUAAAUUCUGUCUUAUACUAUUAAAUUAAUCUUUUGGUAACAGCGAUAAAUGGAAAAGUUUUCACAAAAUUUAGUACUACUUCAUUAUAAUUUUGGUGGCAGCAGUGAAUAGCCUAAUGAUAUAAAUAUUACUUUCUUUAAUUUUAUUUUUGGUCGCAACAUAAUUCUAAAAGUCAUAUUAAGUUUAAAUUCCGACAGAAAAUAUUAACCACCAAUUAUUCUUUAUCUAUUUGCACCAAAUAAAUUAUUCUGGAAUAAUUACUUUAAUAAUUGACUAAUCGAAAUAAAUAUUUCAUUAAAUAAUUUUUAAAUUACUUGCACAACAAACCGAUUUUCAUACAAUUCGAGUAAACUGUAAUCUUAAAAUAAUAAAUUAAUAUUAUUAAAUAAAUCAGAAAUUUGCUAAUUAAAUAACUCUGCAAUUUACUAUAAACAUUUGCUUUAAAAACAAGGAAAAUAAAUCUAAGACGUGCCACAUUAAAAUUAUAUAAAUUUCAAAACUUUGUCCCACAAAAAUAUUUCAUAUCUCAAAAUUUUGAUCGAUAAGCUAAAAAUUGCAUAUAACAUUAAUUGCAUAAUCUUUCAUUGUGAACACAAAAACCGCAAUUCCAAAUUCGUAUCUUAAAUAAACUUUCUCAUAAUAAAGUAAACAUUCCCAAAUAAAUUUAUUUAAAAGAUCUAAAAACUACAACUAGUCUUGGUACUCCGCGUACAUUAAAAACAUAUAUAUAAGUCAGAACAAAACAAUACUAUUUUCUUAAUAUUACCAUAAAGUCAAAAUUUUGAUCGAUAACCUAAAAUUUUUAUAUAACAUAAAAUUCUCAGUAUUUAAGUGCCUAAACGAUCACAUAAAAGUUACGCCCAAAUUUAACAUAAUUAUAAAUUUAUAGAAAUACACUUCAAAAUUUUGACCGUUAAUCGAAAUUCUUUAUAAGACAUAAAUUUACGUACAAUCAGUUAUCUAAACAGUCCCAUAGAAAUAACAUUAAAUUUUUAAUUGUUUAAACCCCCAUGAUAUAACAAUGUCAAAAUUUUUACAAUGACAAAGGGAGUUAUGUAUCGGCAUCAAUACUGUUUUACCUCCUCUAUAAGUACAUACUAUUAAUACUAGCUCAGAUUGAUAUCCAUUAUAAAUUUUCAAUUUGUUUAAACAAAAUAUUGAUUUACAAUUUUUAUAAAUUUCACCAUACAACUUCUUUUGACCAUUUGAAUCUAACGACACACCUUUUAUUUUGAUCAAAAACAAUAACCUUUUUAUUUGUUUAAAUAAAUAAAUUAUCAAAAAUCCAGAAUAUACGUUUGAAAGGCCUUCUAUAAAAACGAUUUUAGGAAUUGAUCCGAACCCUUAAUCUUUAACCGUUCCGGAGCUACGAUUUUCUGAAAAACUCACCCCGGAACCACCCUCAUGACACAAAAUGCACUCCGUAAGAAGGGAGGCAGGGCCGAUCAUUAUAAACAUACUCCCGACCUUAAAAUAAUUUUUUUUCGAAAUCACCCCCUCCGAUUAAAACCACCCCCA
Solenopsis invicta (red fire ant) is the source of this 4481-nucleotide messenger RNA. RefSeq lists its product as uncharacterized. Bases 112 to 2181 code for a protein of 689 amino acids. The record is from RefSeq and is a predicted model, not a curated record. The transcript has a single exon. Lineage: Eukaryota; Metazoa; Arthropoda; Insecta; Hymenoptera; Formicidae.